Nymphaea colorata (pocket water lily) is the source of this 4479-nucleotide messenger RNA. RefSeq lists its product as uncharacterized. NCBI's taxonomy places the organism in Eukaryota, Viridiplantae, Streptophyta, Magnoliopsida, Nymphaeales, Nymphaeaceae. The coding region runs from base 427 to 4218 and encodes 1263 amino acids. The transcript has 5 exons. The record is from RefSeq and is a predicted model, not a curated record.
UGUCGUCCUUCUUCCCUCCCGUCUACCUUCCACCUUCCUUCUUUCCUUCCCUCCUUCUCCGACGAGUCGUUCUUCCUCCUCUGUGUUUAUGGAUUCUUAUUCUAUCAGAAGAUGCAGAAUCCCGUCUUUGGCUUCUCAUCUCGAUCAACGAGUCUCCCUUCUUCACCCCUCCCUUUUUCCCUUUUCGUCUUAUCGGUCGACGGCGCUGUCCAUACCGGAGAUAUGGGAUUGUUUGCAUAAGUAGCAGAGUGUAUUCGCUUUCUUCCGGUUUAAACUCUUCAAGAACGACAAGCAACAUUGAAUCAUCUUAAUCCAAGGGCAUUAUUCAACUACGAAACGUACUGAGAAAAAUCAGAAAGUUGGCAUCUGGUCUUUUUAGUUGCUUGUGAGCAAAUGUCAUGAAAUCAUCGUGAUAAGUUUGGUGACAUGACCCUUUCACGUGGACCUCAUCAACCCAAAAUGUCAGCUUCUUCAACAGGGAAGUCCUCUGGUUGGACUGCUUUUCACCAAAAGCAGCUGCAGGGGCAGGAUGUGGGGACUAAAUCAGAAGUUGAUAUCUAUCCACCUCUCCUAAGCUCAUCCUCAUCUACUCCUCCAUCUCGGUCAGGGACUCUUGCUAUUAGCUCAUUUAAAAAUAAGAAAUCUGAUAAAAAUGGAUUCUAUAAGCUCAACGAUCACUCAGCAACAAGCUCAUUCUCCUCUGCUGCGAAAAGUUCUUUAGAUGCUAUGCCAUUGAUUAAUCACUGCAAUAAUGGAGCAAUAGAUCCUUCUUUAAAUAAGCAUAUUAGCAAUGGCACGAUUAGAAGCAUGGCUACUGACGAGAAAGAAAGAGCUGAAAAGUUUGAAAAGCUGAGACAAAUUAACAGUUGGGCUGAUGAUACAUUGAUUCAGGAUAUACUAGCAGCUGUCGAUAAUAAUGAAGAUCGGGCUAGCAUGAUUUUAAGAAGGAUGGAUCUUUCUGCAAACCCUCUGUCCACAGACAAAGAAAAUAGCAAUAGCAAAAUGAACAUUACAGACCACGAGGAGAGAAACAGAACAGAAAGCAUUGAACAAUUGAAAGAAAGACACAUCUGGGCUGAUGAUGCUUUGAUAGAGGAUAUAUUAGUGUCUGUUGGUGGUAACAAAGAUCAAGCUAGCUUGAUUUUGGUAAGUAUGUGUCGUGCUGGGGCUGAAGCUGAAGAUUUUGGUGAUAACUGUGGUGACACGACCCUUUCAGGUGGACCUCGCCAACCCAAAAUAUCAGCUUGGUCAACAGGAAGCUCCUCUGGUUGGACUGCUUUUCACCAGAAGCACCCGCAAGGACAUAAUGUGGGAACUAAAUCAAAAGUUGAUAUCUACCCACCUCUCCUAACUUCAUCCUCAUCUACUCGUCCAUCUUGGUCAGGGACCCUUGCUUCUUGUUCAUCUAAAAAUCGGAAAUCUGAUAAAAAUGGAUUCUGUGACUAUAAGGUCAGUGAGUACCCGGCAACAAGCUCAUCCUCAAUUGUGAACAGUUCUUUAGUUGCUAUGCCAUUGAUUAAUAACUCCAAUAAUGGAGCAAUAGAUCCUUGUGUAAACAAGCAUAUUAGCAAUGGCACGAUUAGAAGCAGGGCUACCGAAGAGAAAAAAAGAGAUGAAAAGUUUUCAAAGCUGAGACAAAUUAAUAGUUGGGCUGAUGAUACCUUGAUUGAGGAUAUACUAGCAGCUGUUCAUAACAAUGAAGAACGGGCUAGCAUGAUUUUAAGAAGUAUGGAUCUUUAUGCAAGCUCUCCAUCCACAGACAAAGAACAUAGCAAUAGAGAAAUGAACAUUACUAACCAUGAGGAGAUAAACAGAGCUGAAAGCGUUGAACAACUGAAAGAAAGGCACAUCUGGGCUGACGAUGCUUUGAUAGAGGAUAUAUUAGUUGCUGUUGGUGGUAAUGAAGAUCAAGCUAGCUUGAUUUUGAUAAGUAUGUGUCCUACCGGGUAUGAAGCUGAAGAUUUUAGUGAUAAUUGUGGUGACACGACCCUUUCAGGUGAACCUUGUGAACCCAAAAUGUCAGCUUGGUCAACAGGAAGGUCCUCUGGUUGGACUGCUUUUCACCAAAAGCACCUGCAAGGACAUAAUGUGGGAACUAAAUCAAAAGUUGAUAUCUACCCACCUCUCAUAAGCUCAUCCUUAUCGAUCCCUCCAUCUCAGUCAGGGACCCUUGCUCCUUGCUCAUCUAAAAAUCAGAAGUCUGAUAAAAAUGGAAUCCGUGAUUAUAAGCUCAGCGAGUACCCGGCAACAAGCUCAUUCUCCUCAAUUGCAAACAGUUCUUUAGUUGCUAUGCCAUUGAUUGAUAACUCCAAUAUUGGAGCAAUAGAUCCUUCUGUAAAUAAGCAUAUUAGCAAUGGCACGAUUAGAAGCAGGGCUACCGAAGAGAAAAAAAGAGCUGAAAAGUUUGAAAAGCUUAGACAAAUUAAUAGUUGGGCUGAUGAUACCUUGAUUGAGGAUAUACUAGCAGCUGUCGAUAACAAUGAAGAUCGGGCUAGCAUGAUUUUAAGAAGUAUGGAUCUUUAUGCAAACUCUCCAUCCACAGACAAAGAACAUAGCAAUAGAGAAACCAACAUUACGAACCAUGAAGAGAUAAACAGAGCUGAAAGCAUUGAACAACUGAAAGAAAGGCACAUCUGGGCUGACAAUGCUUUGAUAGAGGAUAUAUUAGUUGCUGUUGGUGGUAAUGAAGAUCAAGCUAGCUUGAUUUUGAUAAGUAUGUGUCCUACCGGGUAUGAAGCUGAAGAUUUUGGUGAUAAUUUUGGUGACACGACCCUUUCAGGUGAACCUUGUGAACCCAAAAUGUCAGCUUGGUCAACAGGAAGGUCCUCUGGUUGGACUGCUUUUCACCAAAAGCAACUGCAAGGACAUAAUGUGAGAACUAAACCAAAAGUUGAUAUUUACCCACCUCUCAUAAGCUCAUCCUUAUCGAUCCCUCCAUCUCGGUCAGGGAUCCUUGGUCCUUGCCCAUCUAAAAAUCAGAAGUCUGAUAAAAAUGGAAUCCGUGAUUAUAAGAUCAGCGAGUACCCAGCAACAAGCUCAUUCUCUUCUAUUGUGAAAAGUUCUGUAGUCGCUAUGACAUUGACUGAUCAUUCCAAUAAUGGAGCAAUAGAUCUUUUGGCAAAUAAGCAUACACACAGUGGCAUGAUUGAAAAGCUGAGACAAAUUAACAGUUGGGCUGAUGAUACAUUGAUUGAGGAUAUACUAGCAGCUGUGGGUAACAAUGAAGAUCAGGCUAGCAUGAUUUUAAGAAGUAUGGAUCUUUCUGCAAAAUCACUGUCUACGGACAAAGAUAAUAGCAACGGCCAAAUGAACAUUAUGAAUUAUGAGGAAAGAAACAGAGCUAAAAGCAUUGCGCAACUGAAAAAAUUACACACCUGGGCGAAUGAUGCUUUAAUGGAGGAUAUAUUAUCAGCUGUUGGUGAUAAUGAAGAGCAAGCUAGCUUGCUUUUGAUAAGUAUGUGUCCUACGGGGUCUGAAGCUGAGGAAACAGCAAAACGAGAUGAUCUUGAGUGUUCUUCUGUAAAAAACUUAAAGGGGGUAAAUCAGCUUUCUGUUGAUGUAUACAGAAAAAAGGCUCCUUUGGUUGAGCCUGAGUGGGAACAAGAUGACAUUUAUUUAAGCCAUCGGAAGGAUGCAAUAAAGAUGAUGAGGUUGGCAUCACUCCAUUCACGGGGCGCUCGCAGUGCUUUUUCAGUAGGUGAUCAUUUCCAUGCACGCCAGCUUUCACAGAGAGCCAGAGGAGAAUGGCUAGCUGCUGAAAAGCUAAAUCAGAAAGCGGCUCAAGAAAUUCUCCAUCUCAGAAACAAGGGAAAUGAUAUCUGGAAGUUAGAUUUGCAUGGACUGCAUGCAUCUGAAGCUGUAGAAGCAGUAGAAGCCCAUCUGGAGAGUAUUGAAUCUUCAUUGAUGACCAAGGAUUCAGUGUGUUCUGCCAAAAUAAUUAAUGGGAAGGGUGCACUUAGAGGUCUUUCUGCUGAAUGCGCUAAAUCCUCAGACAAGGGAGCAGCCCCAGAAAAGAUAAGGCUGCAAGUUCGGUCAUCUCGUCCUCAGAGGCAAACCAUGUUAGAAGUUAUAACUGGAACUGGUAAGCAUAGUAGAGGAAAUGCUGCACUGCCUGCUGCAAUUAGGAGCUUCCUUCUGACUAACGGGGCUCGUCAAAUUGAUUGUGGCAUUGUGCCAUGGAUGUUGUCCUCCUCUCUUUGUCAGAUAUCAUUUCUAUGAUGCAAGACCCGGAGUGAUCGCGGUGAGGCCCAAAUUCCGGCACAAAUGAGAUUAUACAUGGUGAAAAUGGAAGACGUUAGCUGCAUGGUGUUGCCCUUUUUUGCAACACUCGUUACGAGUAGUGUUCAUGUAAUCAGAAAACCAAAGGGUGGUUGUAGGAGGUGGAUGAAUCAGCCGAUCACCUCCGUGUCUCUAGAUAACAUUAUCUUUGAUUCGUUGUAUCUUUAUUGCUUGUAAAUAACUAAUUUAUUAUGAUUUUCC